UCCAAUAUCCCUCAUCAUAUUGUGUUGCCAUAAGAUAUACUAUGACAUGAAGGCGAGAGUCGGAAUGAUGGAACCCAGUAGAGGCGGUCGUUGCUAUGCAGCAGCUAAUCAACACGCAACAAUACAGGUGCUGUUUGCAGAGGUGUUUUCUGUGUGUCCGUGCAGCAGGUAUAUACCGAGGACCAGCAAGCAGCAGCCAGUAGUCAUGAGUUGCUAGUCAGCAAUGGUAGGUGGUGGUUGGCAGCCAAGGGAUCCCCAUUAUUAGCAGCCAAGAAUUGUAGUACAGAGAGAGUUGGAGAAAUAUUUCCUGGCUGAAGAGAAAUCAUGAAUCUUACGGGCUCAAAGAAAAAACGAGAUCUGCAUAGUGAGAUGUCAGGAGCAUGUUCUCAAGAUACAUAUCAGGCCAUCAGUGUAAAAUAUGAGGUAUUAUCAGAUGCAGAAGCAGAGGAGGAUCCUGACCCAAUAAAAUUUCCAGGAACAAUUAUUGAACCUGAGAUUAUUCUUCAUGAACUUCAACCAUUGUUUGGUGAGGAGCGGCCAUAUUUCUGUGGAGUCUGUAAUAAAUCAUUCAGUCGUCAGAGUAAUCUGAAGACACAUCUGCGCAUACAUAGUAACGAGAAGCCAUUUUGCUGUGACGUGUGUAAUAAGUCAUUCAGUCAGCUGAGUAAUCUCAAAACACAUCGAGGCACACAUAGUGAUGAGAGGCCAUUUUGCUGCGAUGUGUGUAAUAAGUCAUUCAGUCAUCACUGUACUCUGAAGACACACCAACGCAUACAUAGUGGGGAGAGGCCAUUUUGCUGUGAUGUGUGCAGUAAAUCAUUCACUGCACAAGGCAAUCUGAAGGCACACCAACGCAUACAUAGUGGGGAGAGGCCAUUUUGCUGUGAUGUGUGCAGGAAGUCCUUCAUUCAGCAGGCUAAUCUGAAGGCACAUCAACGCAUACAUAGCGGGGAGAAGCCAUUUUGCUGUGAUGUGUGUAAUAAGACAUUCAAUCGGAAAGUUAAUCUGAAGACACAUCAACGCAUACAUAGCAAGUACAGGCCAUUUUACUGUGAUGUGUGCAAUAAAUCAUUCAAUCAGCAGUGUAAUCUCAGCGCACAUAUACGUACACAUACUGGGGAGCGGCCUUUUUUCUGUGAUAUGUGUUAUUUAUCAUUCAGUCAUAACUGUAGUCUGAAGAGACAUCUACUCACACACAGUGAUAUAUGUAGUAAAUCAUAGAGCAAUAAUGGCGGGUUUAGACUAAGGGAACAAAAUAACAUUUGUAGCAUGCCACACUGUUGCUUGCUAAAGCAGAGAGAGGGGGAAGUGCACACAUCUAACUUUGAACUGUUCUAAAAUGUUAUUCAUUAUGAUUUUUCCAAUUUUAAACAUCUGUCCACAUAGAAAAUUUAAACUGACAGUAGCAUGUACAAGCAACAAAAGCAACAAGAGAAAAAGUGUUACUAGUUAGAAACAACAACCAUACUGUCACGUGUAUUAGUGA
Messenger RNA from Cryptotermes secundus, 1486 nucleotides. RefSeq names its product gastrula zinc finger protein XlCGF7.1. The coding region runs from base 325 to 1221 and encodes 298 amino acids. The record is from RefSeq and is a predicted model, not a curated record. NCBI's taxonomy places the organism in Eukaryota, Metazoa, Arthropoda, Insecta, Blattodea, Kalotermitidae. Gene Ontology annotation, biological process: regulation of cytokine production; regulation of immune system process; negative regulation of transcription by RNA polymerase II. The transcript is spliced from 3 exons.